AUGUAUUUUUUUUCCAGGGCUAAAUUAGUUGAACAAGAAGAUGAAUAUAUAGUGGAUAAAAUUGUAGAUAAACGUCUAAGAAACAAUAAGGUGGAAUACCUUCUUAAAUGGAAAGUCUAUGAUGAGGCAGACAAUACUUGGGAACCUAAAAAACAUCUUCUUUGUGAAGAGUUGAUUAGAGAUUUUGAACAAAAACAAAAGAAUAGAAUUAAAAAGAAAGGAAUUGAAGGGGUCCGUGAACAUUCACUAUCUAAUUCAACCGUUACAAGUUGUGCAUCAUCAGAAGCUGGUCCAUCUAAAGAGGGUAAAAUCAAUUUUUUUCCCAAAAAAUGGUAA
Molecule: messenger RNA, 336 nt
Organism: Macrosiphum euphorbiae (potato aphid)
Lineage: Eukaryota; Metazoa; Arthropoda; Insecta; Hemiptera; Aphididae
Source: the annotation of a GenBank genome assembly